AUGGCGUCCUCGGACACUCCUGCUCCUUGGGACUUGGGCGGUGGGCCCGAGCCCCACAAAUACGGGAGCUCGGCCGCACUGCGUGAGGCUCUGCCGAAAACGGUGGACUCGCCCCUGCAGCUAGCCGACGAAGUGUUGGAAGUGUCUUCUGAAGAUGACAAAGGCCCAGACGACGUGGGCUUGAGCUCGCAAGUGCAGGAUGCCGCCGUAGUGCAUUCUGAUGCAAAAAGCAGAGACGACGUGGGCUCGGAAGUGUUGGACGCCUCUGCCGUGUCUCUCCACACCGAAGAGGACCCAGACCUAGGCGAUCACGAAAAGCACGGGAAGGCAGGUCCCGAACCAGAUUGUGCGGCUUCUCAUAUCGCCAAGAGAGGAAGGGGAACCAAAAGAGGCAGGAACAAAAGCAAAGGCAGAGUCACGAUGUCCACCCCAGCACCAGACAGUCAAAUCACCGAGGCGGAGGAGCUUGCGGCCUUGGCCUCUGCAACCGUUCUGCCGGAGCCAGUUCCCGACGUGCAGGAUGUAUCACAGGCAAACUCUGACGACGAUACUCAUAGUACUGAGGGAAGCCAGGCCGGAGCUUGUUGGCCUGAUGCCACGGCCUGCCUGCAGAGGUUCUGGCCACAUGCCAGGGCUGCCGGCAUGACGCUCCUCUCGACAUUUUUAUCCCUCACAUUUGUGGUUACAAUUACGAACAUCGAUCCGGAAAGCUAUCAGCCCUGCAACGACCAGUCAGCAGCAGGCUGCGUUUAUCAGAGGAUUUUUCCUGCCGGCAACAUUGCCACAACACAUGGUUACUUUGCCAGUGUGCAGAACGGUCAUGAGGACGUCGUUCGCAUGACAAGGUUUGAGUCUGAGUCGUUCGAAGACACUCCCAAGUGGUGGAAGGACUUCGUGGACCUCCGAGCUGGAUUUUCGCACAUGACAGCGGCGGGUGCGGACGAGUCAUAUCAGCCACCUGCAUUAUGCCCCAACGUAACCGCUGAUGCAAUGCGACGGCUUUGCACCCAUGUCGAGGUGAAGGAAGGAGUCCAGAAUCACCUUCUUGGCAGCGGCCGGGAGUGGUUCCUGCGGUUUGCGACGCUGUGGUGUGUUCUGAGAAUUCUUCACGAUUGGUUAGUCAUCGAAAAUCAGAGGCAGUGUGCCGCAUACACAGCAUUUCUGUCACUCCUCGCCCGAGGGUGUGCCGCAUCGACAGCUGCAUACUGGGCUUUUGGCAGCACAUCAGUCUUUCUUUCCCCCGUCGAAAAUGAAGACUGCGCAUGCUUUUACCAAAUGCCGGCUGUACAGGCCUUGCUUACGCUAGUGACUCCCAUGCUAAUGCUGAAGGGCAGUUUCGAAGAACUCUUGGAUUGGCUGCGCGGUGUUAUUUUCGGGGACUACCUGCAUUUCCAGCCCCACAGGAUUCCACAUCAUGUUGAGCAGUCUUGUGGCUCCUGGAUGUCCGGCCACCUGAUGGUAUGGAGAAGGGAAGCUAUCGAGCCUCAGACCCGCAUGCGUCCGCAGGUGUACUUGCGCCUAGCACUAGCCUAUUGGGUGCUCGUCGGCUUGUGGGAGAUCGCGAGUUUCUUGAUGAUCGCGCCGCUUGCACCAGCCACACUUGUCAGAGCAGAGGAGGUCGUUCAGAAGUUCUUAGGCUCGUACUCUUCUGGUGCGACGAGUACGUUUUACACUCUGCUGGACUGGAUGCUUUAUUUCACAGCCUGGAGCUCCCUGCUGCCAGCAGCCUGUUUCGCAUAUUUAGUUUGGCUGUCAUACAAACAAUGGUCGGCUGGGUCUGGUCUGUCCCCCAAGCGACAAUCGGCAGCCUUUGUAGGCUUCUUUAGCGCAAUCCUCGCAUGCGCCUGUCUUUGUGCUUUCGUUCUCUCUCUGGGCUCUCCUUCAAGCAGCCUUUCACAACGUGAAGCCGCUGUGCUGCGUGCAGAGCUGCGAGCAGUUGGGCAGUAUGCGGGGGCGGCAUUCCUAUCACUCUUUGCGGUCGUGGCUGCAUCUUUUGAUGGCCUUCAAACCUUUGGGGUGCUUGGUGGCACGGGCCCCAUGAAGAUCCCUGGUGAUUAUCUGGAGUUUUGUCACAAACACCCUUUGCUUCUCCAAGCUUAUCCCGACAUGGAGGAGCUGAAGAAGGUUGCCCGGAAGCUGAAAACACGUCGACAUUGCGAGAAAACUGGUGAGACGAAGGAGGAGUCGGAGAAAUCGGAGAAGUCAGAAAAAGGGGAGGAAGAUUCGGACGAUGUUCUAAAGCAAUGGAAAAGCCAAGUUGAUCUGAUCUGGUUUGACCGGAAAUGA
This is a messenger RNA of Symbiodinium sp. CCMP2592, 2286 nucleotides long. The record is from the annotation of a GenBank genome assembly. NCBI's taxonomy places the organism in Eukaryota, Dinophyceae, Suessiales, Symbiodiniaceae.